Messenger RNA from Acromyrmex echinatior (Panamanian leafcutter ant), 13493 nucleotides. RefSeq lists its product as uncharacterized. Lineage: Eukaryota; Metazoa; Arthropoda; Insecta; Hymenoptera; Formicidae. The record is from RefSeq and is a predicted model, not a curated record.
GUGUACCGGAAAGUAAAGCAGUUCGGGGGAUUGCGAUGGUAUAGAAAACCAGCAACGGUGAAAAAAAGGACUGAACGUUGCGGGAGGCGCGGAUUCGAUCGUCGUGUUGAAAGAGUUCGAGCGCGAUGUCCAAGUGCUGCGGCUGCAUCGGCGUCUGCGCGAUCACCGAAGCGUAUCAACCGCUAAAGACUCACACCCACCCGCGCGAUAUCGUUCAAGAAACGUUCAGAAACGGCAGGGAGAUCCUGAGAAGUCCAAGAGAUCGUCGCAGGAAGCCUAGUGUUCGCUACGACGUCGUGAGAACUCCCGGAAGUGGCAGCGAGCAGUCACAUCGCCAUCUGCCUGGGACUUUGCGAGGCUCCCUGAACCAUUCACAUAAUCAUCAUCACAAUCAUCCCCACAGACAUGAACUACCACCGUCGACAUACCUCACACCCCCUCCGCCACCACCAGCGUCGAGUUACAUCACGAUGCAGUGCGGCUGCGCUCUACAUUCGAGGCUCGACCAGCCGGUGACCAGCUCUACGCCCGGAAUGGACAACAAAAAGAUUGUCCAGUCGAGCACACCGCCCGCCGUACCGGUUCAGGUACGUAGCAAGCACGAUGGCUCGGGGGUGGCAGCUUCCGUGUCGGGGGUGCGUAGGCGAAGCGGUCCUCAAGGCGGUCUGCGUUCGCCCGCUGCGAAAAGGCCUCUCUCCGCCCCCGUUGCAUUGCAGGGAUGGUUGCACAAACAAGGUUCGGAGGGUCUUAUGCUAUGGAAAAAGCGUUGGUUCGUUCUCUCCGAGUACUGCCUCUUUUAUUACAAGGGCCCAGAGGAGGAGAAACUGCUAGGUUCGAUAUUACUACCUUCGUACAGAGUUACUAUCUGUAAACCUGAAGACAAAGUCAACAAGAAGUUCGCCUUCAAGGCCGAACACGCGAACAUGAGGACUUACCACUUCGCGGCUGACAGUCGAGAGAGCAUGAACCAGUGGGUGAAUGCUCUGACUCUGGCAACGCUUUUACAAGAUCCUAGCCCUGGCGCAGGCGAGGCCGCGGUAGUCAUAGAAAUAGCGCAAGAUGGUGAACGAAGCGCUCGACCUAGCGUCUCGUCGAUCUCGUCGAUCCUGAACCAGAGUGCCGACGACAGCGAUUCUGGUUUUCACGGUUUCCAGUCGCGGGACGAUCCCAGUCAUGCCUCCAAUAACAACUCCAGCCCGAACAGCGCAAACACUGCCUCUUUCCCGAACCUCAGCGGUAGCAACAGCAACGGUAAUUCCGCCAACAACAAUCACGCGAGCGAUUCGGGUCAUCCGAUGAUGAAUGGUUGGGUGCAACAGUCGCCGCAAUACGGCCAGCCCGGCACUUCUCAGCCGCAGCAGCCGCAACAGCAGCAGCAGCAGCAGCAGCAGCAACAACAGCACCAACAAUACGGACAUUUGCUGCCAUCGCAGCAAUUGCAGCCGGGCCACUCGCAUCAACAUCAAGCGUUGCUUCAUCAUCACUUGCCGCAUCAGAACGCACUUCCGACUCAUCAGUCGUCGCAAUUACAUAAGCAUGUGGUCCAACAAUCGCCGCAGCAGCAGCAACAGCAACAGCAGCCCCAGCAGAUAUCACAUCCUGGUACGGGCAGCGUUCAAACGAUACAACCUAUGCCUCGAACGAAAUUCGGACAGCCGAUUUACGCGAACGCACCACCGAAGCCUAGAAGACUGACGGAUGGCUCCAACGAGUACUCGACGCCAUCGCCGGAUAUGGACUACCGGAAGAGUCCGGCCUCACCGGAUGUCACGGUUACGAGCAAGAGCCCGAUGUCCGAUUACGAAAGGAACAACACGAUCUAUGGCACGCGGAUGAAUCAGCCGUCACAACAGAGUCUGCGAAUCGACAAAUCGGGCCUGCAUUAUGGCUACGGUCAGACCACCCAGUCGACGGAGAGAAGAACUCCUGACACUUACGGACGCAGUGCGAAACCGAGGACCAACAGCAGGGGUAACGGCGAUUACGAGGAGGUCUAUGGCACUCCACAGCUUUAUCAAAGACCUGCAGGACCGGUGGGUUACACCAAGGGCGCAUCACCGGCGCCCAUUCCCAUCCCCGUGUACGCGCAACAACAGCAUCUGCAGCAACUGCAUUCCCCCGUCAUCACGCCGCCGAACAUGGCAAUAGUAAGGCAAUCUAGAAUUCAACCACCACCGCGACCGCAUAGCGCAGACUUUCUCGAGUAUGAAGCAGCAAGACGUCCUCAACAACAACCGACGCAAUGCGAGAGACCCCUGGAUCAACAAAGACGUCCGCAGAGACCUAAAUCCAGUUUAGAUAUAGUGAACCCGUCAGAUACGACCAAUGACGGUUACUUCUAUUCUGAAGAAAGAUACGCAGCGCAGAUGCGGCAGUCCGCAGUGUAUUUGCAUCAAACCCCUCAACACUACCAGCAGCAGAGGAAUCAGUCUCUCUCGCGUGUCACAAUGCAGCCGAAGCUGCCGGGUAUCCGCGAUAAAACCGAUGAAAAUAGAAUAUCCACAUUGUCGGAUUCUACUUGCCCUACUCUGAGACGCGUACAACGGGAUCACGUACAUCAGCAGCACACGAUACCCGUUCAGUCGCUGACGCAGAGACAUUCCGAGAUAAUGGGUGUCGAUCCGAAACUUCGAAGAUCUUUGCGCGAGAAGAGCUGCGAGGCGAAUGGCCGAGAAACGCUGACACACGGUGAAGACAACACGAUUCCUCGUAGAAUACGAGGCGAAUACGACGGGUGGGGAAGAGCAGCGGGUCACGCUGCCCACGGGACCCACAUCGCUCAGACGUGUCACGCCGGUCACGCAGGUGCCAGCAGACGAUGGAGCGAACAGCAGCAGUUCUGCAGAUCGGCAUCGGCACGUCUGCCAAGGACACGGCAUCCUGCCGCUCUUGAUCCCGACGACGACGACGACUACACCGAGAGGUCCUCCGAGCAGGACUCGCGAGAUGGUGAACGCAAGAUUCAGCAGCGCGAAGAAUCGAUGAAGCGGCUGCUAGAAUGGAAGCAGCGUAUGCUGCAAUCUCCGUUGACACGAAAGCCAUCCGGCUCGGCCAAUAGAGGCAGGGCGCAAAAUGAUCUUUCGAGUUACUACAAGCAACAGGCGCUGCUGGAUUUGGCAGCGCACGAGGCCGCCGUAGCGGAGGGUCGUCACUCCCGAAGGCGGGAGGAUGGGCAUCGUUCGCAUGUCAGGAGCAAGAGCUCGGACGGUCGCCGGACCGCUGUCAACGUGCCACGCUACAACAGCUAUUCCAGCGAUGACGAAGAGCUGGGAGAUGUCCGGAGGAAGCGCUCGCGCAGACCCACGCAUGCAGGAAGGAGCCCCCGGCACGCCGGCGACGAUCGGUCAUCGACGGCGACAGCGACGUCCGCCGUCCAGGACGUCACGAUACCCGGAACCGGCCGCACGAGUGUUAAUCAGAUCCCGCAGUCGCAAAUCCUUAACAGUCGUAAAGCGAACCCGGGGAGCACGCUCUCCUCUCUGGGUGGUAUACCACCGGACGCCGGUUACGACGAGGUCAGCUUUCCGCCGAUGAUGAGAAACGAUUAUGCGUACGCAUCGUCCUCAGCAGACAAACAAUCGUUAUCUAGAAGAUCAGAUCCCGAAACCGCCUUUGAGGACUCUGAGAGGCACAAGACUCCGAAGAAACCGCUGGGUAUUUUGAAAUCGUCGACCGCUUACGGUUUCGAUCAGCAAAAAUAUGACGGACAACAAACAAGCAUGAUCGAGAGCAACAGAUCCGACAAUUUGUGUGGUUAUCGAACUAACGAAUCCUGGCACGUUCAAAAGAACGUACAAUGGGAUUCCAAGGACGAUAAUGAUGAAUGGGAUCCUGGCAUCGACGAGAGCAAAGUUAUAAAAGAGUUUUCUUAUCAGUAUAUUAACCCUAAGAAAGUGCCGGUGCCAUCGAAAACGGAAGAUGAGAGCGAGAAAUUUGAGACUAUGAAUCUGGUCCAAUGUAGAAUUAGAUCUUUCGAGAUGAAUAUGGAUGGCGCCAGUCCGGUCAAGGAAGUAUUGACUAUGCAGGAGCCGUUGAAAGUAUCGCCACUGCAGGCAACUGAAGCUCACGUUUCAAAGCUUGACUGCGCGAACAAAACCUCGUCUGUCAUACGCAGUUUCGCUUUAGGUGAUACAAAUGCUUCGGAGAAUGCUUCCAAGCACAAAAGCGUAGAAGAGGGACACGCUAAGCAAGCUUCAACUGACAGUAACAAAUCAGUCAAAGAUCUUUUAGCGGACUUCGAACGAAAAUCACAACAGGCUAAUCGGCCGAAAUCCGAGAAGCGGCAAGAAUCGAGGCAUCGCGGAGAUUACAGUGAUAAUGAAACAUUACGAUAUGAUAUUGGAAGUAAUUUGGACCGGCGAGAUAGAGACGAUGAAAAAGAAAAAUUUAUUGAGAAGAACGAAGAUAUUACGCAACAUUUCACUUUGGACACUCUGUAUACAGAUACCAUACAGAUGCAGAAUUCCGAUGAAUCUUUGAAGCAAAAUAAAAUGAACAGUUCAAAGGACAGCCUGACAGAACAAUGCGUGCCAUCAACUGAUUUAAAUGUUAUUCCGAGUCCUAGCUGUACAAGAACGAGUAUGACUGAAUCUUUGUUAACACACAGCGACCAAUUCUCCACUGACAACGAUAUCAUUUCAAAGCAGGAUGAUAUUAAUAGUGAAGAUCAUUAUCUUCCCAUGUCUCCUAGAAAGGCCAUAUUGGAUCCUAACAGUGAUGAUAGACCGCAUCCUAAGAUGAUGGAGAGUCUAUUCGCCGAUGAGGAAAGCUCGUAUGUGGAGAUGGCGCAGAAUGGAAUGACUCGCUCUCUUUUGGCACCGAACGAAGAUGGCAGAAAGCAUGAUUCAGGCGAUUAUUCCACAUUGGACCCGUCGUCUCACUAUGAAUUUGUUUGCGUGCGGGAUAACAAGAUGGAGCCGGUAUAUAUGGAAGUGAAUCAGUUGUCCGAAAAGGAGGACGAAGAUGGCAGUAAAGCAUCCUCGAUGAAAAAGAGCAAUGCCAGUGAAAAUUCGCCGCAUUCCAGAGGCGAUCUGCCCGACAUCUUGACGGCACUCAAAUCCGACAGUUCUGACGCCGAUGACGAAUCGUCCAAGGACCUAGAAUCCAUAGACGCGCCACGGCAUCCACGAUUCAGUUUAUCCGACACCUUCCGACCGGCUUCAUACUAUCUGGGAGCUAGCCGCAACAUGAUGGCAGAAUUACACGACUCGUCAGACAGUGAGCUGGUAUCCCCGCCACCAAUACCGACCUCUCCACCACCGUUAGAUGAUUUAGAAUCAUUGGAUAUGCAGGAAUCGUUAGAAAUAAAGAAGGUCUCGCCACAGGUGGCUACGAUGAAAGAUAAUGCGUUGAACCGCGAUUCUCCAAAAUCUUGGAGUAAACCAGUAGGACAGAUGGAGACGCAUAGGCCACCGUCAAGGUUCUCUGAUGCGACCAUCAGCUCUACUUUUAGAGAUAGCAGGAUAUCGUUAGAAAGUGCGUCCGGAAGCGAUUCGAUCGAGCUCAGAAAUCCAGAAGAGGAAGCAAGGCACAGGCAAUUGAAGAGAAGACCAGUCAGCGAUGACGUUUGUGAAGUUCUAGAUAGUCUGGACGAAUUAGAAUCGUUGGGAAGUCGCUUCGACGGCGCGAGCAUUGACCUCGAUCAAUACUUGGAAGAAUUACAAGCUAGAGAUGCAUUCAACGUGGAUCUUUACGCGAAAGAUCCGAGCUACAACAGCAUCUACGGAUUCAACGAGAAUAUGCUGGUAGUCGAUAAACUGCAGAAGACCACGUGUCAGGAUUUAUCAAGGAAGAUGAAAUUAAUGUCCAGUAAUCUCGAUCGGCCGUUCGAUUAUUCCGGCAAAAACAAGACUGGCUCGGCAAGCAGCUUGCCAUCCAUGAGAGUAUCCGAUUUACCGCCAACUCACCAACACUCGCAGUCCUUCACCGGUGACGCACAUUACGAAAACGUCGCGAGCUUCUCACCGCUUCGCGGUUCGCCGGCGGUUCGAUCCGACAGCGAGCCACCGCGCGAUCACAGGAUACAGAGCAUUAGCGCACUGCCAAUCUCUCACAGCAGGGAUUCCAGUUACUCGAAUGCAUCAGCCGCGGCGUCCAUCUCGACAUCUAUGGCUUGUCAGAGACCCGCGAGCGCGCAAUCCUCGAUGCACUCCCCUAUCAGCGCAUCCUUGUCCUCAGUGAAUCAUGGCAGCACGCUGACGAGUAUGCUGCAAAACGUGAACGCGUAUUCCGAGCAAAGAUUCCCGAUUCACUCAAGAUCCGCCAGUCACGAUACAUGUGUGCGACAUGUGCUGCCGAACCAUCGAUCGACUUCCAGCCAGGAUUCGAGUCAUUAUCCCAAUCCAAUGUCGAUGCAAACUAUAAACUCUGUUCUGCAACAAUCAUAUUUACCAAACGCUAGCGAGCAGCGUGUUCAAAGCGAUCAAUCGGGAGCACCCUAUUACUAUUCUGAUCUCCAGGCAAGUGUCAACAGCGUGGACAUGGAGCUGACCAAACCGAUGAUCGGCCAUACCUCGCGAUUGCCUCAACUGAACAAUCAGAGGGAUGACGCGGCGAUCGGUUUGAACAAGCGGAAUGAUAUCGGUCGUAUAGUAAAUCCGAUCGCGCGGCAAAUGCCGCGACAGAUUCAAGUAGACGACAUAGAUGAGGCUAGACGUAUCGCUGCGGAAUUGAGGCGGACGACCUGUCAACUGCUAGGCGACAAUAAGGCCGCUCUCGUAGAUAAGAGAAAUUUCUACGAAGCUGACACGCUACGCCGGGUAAAGUCCACUGAUCCACUGCCAGAUGUAUCUCUGCCCGAGACUAGAAACUUAUAUCCCCACGGUCUUAGAGAUAAGUCCGUUAAUCCAGGGAACGUCGAUAACACGGAACCGACGCACGUCACACAGGCGUCUCAUCGUCGGUCAAGAUCUCUGGAGGGAUUACUCGACGACGUCGGCCUGCAAAAUUUAGUGGAGCAGCGAAACCGAGCUAACCGAGUGGCGGCAGCGACAACGACAGCGAUAGCGGUUACUUCAAUGACUCCGACCAGUCAAGUCGAGGCAACGUCGCAAAAUUUGCCAUUGUCUGACAAUCAUAACGCCAUGACUGAUAGCAGUUUCAAUUCCGAGGAUCCCUGGGAGCAAGAUAGCCUUUGGUGCGAGAGUCUGAGAAGGGUGAGCCUGCGAAACGCCAGAUCAUUGGAUAAUCUAGACAGUCCGCCGAGACCUGGAAGAUCCGGUGAUGCGAAGUCACGUGGCAAAAUCACUCGUGGAGCAACCUACGUGAACGACAGUGUUGUUUUACGCAGGGACAAUUGCACGGAGGAAUCUUCGUGCGGUGAGCGACCGCGAGUCAAACGCAGAACAAACAAGGAUCAUCAUACGCGAGAACAAUCGAUCGAGGACGAUGACGACGUCACUUACGAAACUUUGUCGAUGGAAAUGAUCGGUACCGGCGGUUACGUGUGGGAUCCACAAAGCAAUACAUACCACAAGCCUACCGUUUCGGAUAGGAAUCAUUUUUUAGAGGACGGCAACCUUCCCCCGGCUCGCUCGAUCCCGGACGCCCGUAUGUCCGCGACGUCGUUCGAGCUCGACCGAGAGAAGCUCCGCCAAUGGGAUUUGUUGUCGAGCGCCUGCUUACUCCAGGAACAGCAGCGCACCUCGAUGGCGGACUCGGGGCGAGGGUUGCCGGUCGUGGAACAACCUGGAGACGCUCACGAUUCACAGCUCGCCGUCGUCUUACGACGACUCGAUAUCGCGGAUGUACGCGACGCCUUGCCGAUGAAGAUGCCGAUCAAGAGGCAGGAACCAAGGCAGGAGCCGUGUAAACGGGCUGCAGCAAUUAGACCGACUGGGUCGAUCGUGACUGUCUUGUUUGCCUUCGAUAUUACGGGAUUCGACGUAGUGAACACGUGGCGGACAAGACUCGUUGACGACGCGACUGUGCCCAUGACAGGCACGUGGCGUGACAAAACGUCGAUCACGCUGCUAUUAAGAUUCACGGCAGGGAGCAAGGACCUUUUGAUAGCUGCGCAUCUCGUUAUCGCGAGGAAGAUGGGCGGGAAAGUUGGUUUGAUUUGCGGCAGCUGUUGGUCCGGCAAAUACACGUCCGGUUCGGGAUCCGUGAUAGGCAGAGACCCGCUUCCGCCGAGAGCCGUCAGCACGUCUCAUCUGCCUCAAAGAACGCUGACUCAACCACCGACGGCGGUGUCCACUCUUCCGCUACCGAGAAACACUACCGGCAGUAACCAUCGGCAACAACCGCUUCCGCUCCAUCACUCGACUCCGCUGCAGCAGCAGCAGCAGCAGCAGCAGCAGCAGCAGCAAUCGCCUAUGAGACAGCUGGAGAACGAGUCCACCGCCCAUAUACUGAGGGCCGCCAGCAACGGCGACAUCGGCAAAUGUCCCGGCAUGGUUACUAGUAAUGACAUGAGGGACCUAAGGUUAGCAUCGCCGAGCGGUCAUUCCACUCAGCGAUUGAUCAGCCCGAUCGGACAUUUGCGAGUCACUUCGUUAAACGACCAUCGUGUUUCCAGUCCCAGCGACAGUGAGAUACGCGUGCACAGUCCAAGCGAGAGAAAAAUGAUGAGCCCGAUUGGCAGGGAGGUCGACCGCGGCGGAGGCACGAUGACGGGUCCAAGACAAGGCCAGCAGCGAUCACGCGCGGAUUGCAGCGAGCUGCUGCAUAAAAGGAGUAACAUCAGCUCCCUGAGAGCGGAUGCCAGCGGCAGGCUGGUGACACAGACUGGCGCAUCCGGACUGGUGCGCGUCUCCGCCGGCGAGCUCCUCGGCAGGACCCAUGAAGAACUGGUGCUACUGUUGAUCCAGCUACGACGUCAGAACGCGACGGUCCUCAAGGCGAUGGAGACGUGCCACAUGGAGAUCGAGGCGCAGGCUAGACUGGCGGACCUCGACACGCCGAGACGGUUAGAAAAUCUUCAAAAACUCGAGGAACUCAAGAGGCAUCUGAUGGAUCUCGAGAAGCAGUACGAGAAGAGCAAGCCUCUUGUGAACCUCGUGGACAAUAUGGUGAAACUGGGCUCUUUAUAUAAUCGUAACACUGCCAACGGGACCAGCAAUGUUUCCGGUUCUCGACACGAUCUGCACGAGAACGCGAGGGAUCAUCGCGACCGUCUGGAAUUUAACCAAAGGGUGCAGGAGCAGCGACUGUUGGCUGAAGAGCGUAGGGAUUGGGACAGGUUGAGUCCCGAUCAUGGACAGUUGCAGGCCAAAGUGCAGCAGCUCUACAAACUCGAUCGACUGCUUCAGGAGGAAUCUGGCACACUGCAUAGUCUCCAGCAGGACAAGGAAAUACUCGAGAAAGCUUUGGGCGGGUUGCGCCACAAAUUGCAAGGUAGCAGAAGCAAUUUGGCCGAAGCGGAGCGAUAUCGGAAGCAGCAACUCCUGUUGGAACGCGAACUGAGCAGAGUGAGGAUACUGCUCGCCCAUAACUCGAAGGUAAAGCCAGUAUUUUUCCAGAAACUUGAGGAAACGGUCGCCGAGAACGCGAGAUUGGAGCAAGAUUUGGUGGUGCUGAGGCAAAAGGUGCAAGCAUCCAGAAGAUAUGCCGGUAACGUCGCGAGGGACACUUCGAGCACGACCGCACCACUGGAAGCGGAAUUACGACGAGUGCAACAACUCGUCGGCGAUCUGCAGAGACAGAGGAAGGAACUGAGCAUUCAAGUUCGCCAAUUGACGGAGAAAUCUCAUAGUUUGGUGCAGCAAAUUCGCCCGCAGCCACCGCACGCUCCUCAGGUGCAUCAUUCGAAGAAACGUACGCAAAAUUCUUGGUUGGAGACUGAUUUAGAUUCCGGAAUAACCUUGGACCAUGGUUUGGACUCACCGUCAAGUCCGUCUUUGUCUAUCUCACCUCCGAACAAACAAAAUGAUAACUCCCACCAACGAUAUGGUUCUCCUACCCAAUACAAGGACUUAUCCCCAUUGAAUCGCCCACAUAAUCAGCAAUCCUUCGUACAACCCUCACAAAAUCACAUAUCUACGCUCUCGCCGCAGCUGCGCGAACAAAUUCAACAACACCAAUUAAAGCAACAAUUAUUGAAAGACCAAAUGCAGGGCAAGGGUAACGUGAUUCAAGUGGUACCCCUGUAUAUUAAUACGGAUUCAAGAGUAGCAGGUGAUUACGUCGCCGACACGAGCAAGUAUAACGGAAAUAUAAUGAAUGGUACGCUAAAUCCUGCUCCGGAAUAUAUCCCGCCACCGCCGCCCCCUUUGAGCGAGGAAGCAUUGUUAUUGAAUGAUAAUUAUAGACAAAACGAGGACAACAAAUUCGCCGGAUUAAUGCACAAUCGCGAGAAACAAGAGAUUAAGACGGUGCGCAUAGUGAAACGCGAAUCGGAAAGGCGACAAAGGGACCGUGGCGACAGAACCGGCAAUCUUGGAAUUCCUCUGACGAACGGCCUCCAGGCACCAGGCGGCGCGAAGAGAUUGUCCGAUGAUGAUUUCGGAGGCUCCCAGAAAUUCGAAAAAGCUCAGCUUGGUAGAGUAGUGGAGGAAUCGCCAAUUGUUCAUGCGCAGAGCACGGUUCAGCUGUCCGAACUGGACGAUGUUCAAUUCCAAAGAAGCAUGUCUCUGCCACGUGGUUUCGGCGGUCAAAAACAGCAGACUGGAGUACACUAUGGACCCGUGGUACCUCCACCGCGAAGCGACAGUAUGCAUGCCCUGAAGAGUAUGAUGGCACGUCGGCAUAAAAUUAGGUUCGAAAGUCAUGACGGCAGCUCCGAUAGCACUCUGUCACCGUACACGGAUAGUCCUACGUCCAGCUCUCACAUGCCGAUGAGCUCUCCCAACUACUCAACCGCCUCGUCGUACAGCCCAUGCCAGAGCCAGAAUUAUCCGUCGCAAGCGACGAUGGUCGCCGCGCAGUCUCACUAUAACAACUACUCGCUUGGACCGUACAGGCAAUACGAGAAAAUCGGCACUCUCGUGGGUGCCAUGAGCCCCGAAUUAACAUCGCCGACUAACGUCGGCAUUCACGAGAGACCGACUACCGCAACGACGGUGAACACAAACCAGUCUGAUUCGCCGCAAUUGUCGCCGGUGUUCAAGAGCGAGGCUGCCAAACAGAUUAUCAAAGAGAUGACGGAGAAGAGGGUGGAGGGACCGAGACGAAGGCAAAUUCCUCGCGAGAAAAGGCGGCAUUACACUGUGUCUAGUAGCAAACCAGUGCUCGAUCUAGAGGAUACUUUCUCGAAGAUGGGCAUGGGUAGAGCCAGGGACGAUCUGGACAUGGAAAGAGCGCUCAGACCCAGGAUAAACGCUCCUGACGUGGUGCGAUCAACGUUAAGUCACAAGGAGUUGAAGUAUAACGAGAGUACUAUAGACCAGCUAUUAGGCACGCCUAAUAAAAUUGUCAUUCCCGAGAGAUAUAUUCCUGAGCAGACACCGGAGCUAACAGCAGAAGAACAAGAGCAACGCUUAAAAAAGGCGGAAGCAAUUAGGAAAAUGCUCUCAGAGACAACCGUGACUGCACCGGAAGGAGGUGACGAUAAUUCUAACGUAGAAAAAUCAGACACCUUGAAACGCAAAGUAGUGGAAGAAAAACGGCAGAGGGAGCACAUUCUCCAACUCAAUCAGAUACUGGCGAAGCAAGUAAUGGAGAAAAGUAAAAUGGUAGCGGUGAAAGCUCUAGCAACGCUUCCCUUGAAAACUGAAUCAAGCUUGGAUGAUGACGAUCUCUCACCAGUGGCUCCUUUACCGCUUUAUCAGCAAAGAGAAAACUUCUAUUCCUAAGCAUCGUUCCAAGAAUACAAACAGAAGCACAAAAAAACUACUGCCAGUACCAAGAACAAGAAAGAAGAACAAGAAAGAAGAACAAGAAAAUAAAAAGAGGGAGGGAACUUUUUUCUCAACGACUAGUUAAGAAAACGGAAGUUCAUGCAACAUACUGAGGAAGUGCUUUUUAUUUGCGCACUGAUUGCAAUGUAUAUAAUGAUCGACUAAAUAAUACGGUAAUAUAAGUAGUUGUCAUUAUUUGUUAUAUAUGAUAAGAGCUCGUAACGUACAAGUACACACGAAAAAGCGUAUGAAGAAAGCGCAGAAAGCGGUAACUACGCGAUAGAAAGGACUAUCAAUGCAUCAUCAAACGGAGCUCAUCCCUUUUUAAGUACUAAAUCGAACAACAUCGCGACUUACUGUGUCAUUUUUUACUAAUUCAGGCGUUCGGCCGUUAAAUAACAAAUCUGGCGGACGUCAGAUCUUACCCGCGUGACUAAUCUAAUACGCUUCCGGGCGAUAUAUUCCGGCUUUGGAGAAACCUUUACCGCGUCUCUUCGCAGAUCGAAAGUUCUUUUUCGAAAGUUUUCAAAUCGUACCGCGUAUUUGUAAGUAUAAGAGACUGUAAAACCCACCCGACUGAAAAUCUGGUUUGGAUAUCGUUAUGUCCUUUCCCGUUUUACGUACAAUCAUUUUCACGAGGCAAACUUUUAUAUAUAAUAUGUCGACAAACGAGACUUGCGUAUCCUCGCCGAAGUGUCUGUGAGCGAGAUGGUACCAUUAGAUUUAAUGGCGCGGCCAGAUUCUUCAUUUUAGCGGCGACAAACAAAAGUAUGCGAUUGUAACGUGUCAAGCAUGCGAUGAGAUGAAAUUGGAAUGAAAUGGGCUUUCUAUAAUAAACUAUUACCUAAGUUUUAAGUUUUAAAUCGUAAUAGGUUUUUUACAUUAAGUCGUUAUCCAAGUUUAAAUCUUAAGCCAUAAGAAAUUAAUCAAUCACAGUUGGAUGUGAGAAAAAUAAUUGACUAUAAUUGAUCAAUUUCUUACUGCUUAAAAUUUAAAGUUUGAAUAAUGACUUAUUGUGGAAAGCCCAUAAAAAAAUUGACCGAUCAUAGUCGAUUAUUCUUUUCACAGAUUAUUCUUUCAACUGUGAUUGAUCAAUUUCUUAUAUAUGACUUAAGGCUCUUCAGUAGUCAUCAUUAAUGAGUCGUGGCGACAGAAAUGAGAAAUGACACUUUAAUUUUUAUUAUGUGCCAUUUGUAAAUGAAAACAAUUUGAAACAAAAUAAUGAGAUCGUUUUAAAACAAUUGUAAAAAUAGAAAGCUAUCCUUUCUCUUAUCCUCCCCUGACAGUUAAUAAUCGUAAAAAGUGAUAAAAGGCACAUGAAGUACUUUUAAGUCAAUACACAUGCGUAACCUAUUUUCACUUUUACGUGUCUUUUAUCAAUUUUUACGAUUAUUUACUGACUGUAAGGGGAGGAUAAGAUAAUAGUUUUCAUCCAUUUUAUUUUCAAAAUGUUUUAAAGCGAUCUCGUUAUUUUGUUUUAUCCAAAUUGUCUUUAGUUGACACAUAACAUAAAAUUAACGUGUCAUUUCAAUAUGUGACGAUUACCCAGAAGUCUUAAGACUUAAAGCUUAGGUAAUAGUUUAUUGUAGAAAACUUAUUAUAGUCACUAAAGAAAACAAUCGCGCUAAAAUCGAGCCUUUCUAGAUUUUAUUCGCCGAACUUGGCGACAAAAGCAAGUGUGUGAAUUACCAUGUAAACUAGAUUUUAAGAAAUUCA